UGCUCCAUACGGUUCAUUCAAGAAAAGGUUACAGGCUUCAGUGUCAUAUUUUGUAAGCUGUGGGAUCGACGCGUUUUAAAACCGAUGUUAAUCGUGUUUUCUUUGUGUCGUUAAUGUUUGUGAUUAUCAUUUGUUUUUCUUCAGGAUUGUCUACAGCUACAAAGUUUUCAGCAAAACCUUAUUUGUGAAGCAAGCAUACCCAUGUGAUACAUGUCACAGCUGCACGAGUGAUACAGGAUGUGUCACUGAAGCACGAGUGAUACAGGAUGUGUCACUGAAGCGCGAGUGAUACAUGGUGCUGGGCGCCGCGCACCAUGCUGGAGCCGCCACUAGCGUCCUCCCUGCUCCUGUCGGCACUGGUGGCCUUCGUCGGCGGGUGCUAUUUGUUCCCAAGUGACGUCCCAAACCCCUGCACCGGCGUGACCUGCGGCUUCGGCGAGCAGUGCCGGCCGACGGCCGACGGGCGCUCCUACACCUGCGAAUGCCCCGCGUCGUGCCCCAGCUACGGGGAGCACGAGGGCUCGCGGCCGCUGUGCGCCAGCGACGCGCGCGACUACCCCGCCCACUGCGAGAUGCGGAGGGCGGCCUGCGAGACACACAGCAAUAUCACCUUCAAGUAUUAUGGGAAGUGCGACCCAUGCGCCGGAGUGACGUGUCCGGAUCCGGAAGUGUGUCAACUCGACGAGAACCGGGCGCCAUCUUGCCGCUGCGCAGAGUCGUGUCCGCUGGAGUUCAGUCCAGUUUGUGCGUCAGACGGGAAGACUUACUCCAACGAGUGCCAGAUGAACCGCGAGUCGUGUCGCGCGAGGAAACCGCUGAGGAUUAUAUUUAAAGGGCAAUGUAGUUCUGGCGUAAACCCCUGCGCAGAAGUGGAAUGCCGUCACGGCUCCGAAUGCCGCGUGGAGGGCGGCGGCGCGGUGUGCGCGUGCGCAGCGCCCUGCGAGCCCGUGUUGAGACCCGUGUGCGGCUCCGACUCGCUGACGCACGACAGCGAGUGCGAGCUGCGGCGCGCCGCGUGCCUGCUGGGCCGCGAGAUACAGGUGUUGCACGCCGGCGCUUGCGGUUCCAACGGCGUGUGCGCAGGCCGCGUCUGCCCUCACGGCGGAGAAUGCGUCUCGACCGGCGGGCGCGGCGUGUGCCGCUGCCCGCGCUGCUCCAACGAGUUCGCGCCGGUGUGCGGCAGCGACGGCAUCUCGUACGGCAACCGCUGCAAGCUGCAGCUGGAGGCGUGCCGCCACCGCCGCGCCGUCUCCGUGUUGUACGAGGGGCCUUGCAACGGGUGCGAGAACAAGAAGUGUGAGUUCUACGCGGUCUGCGAGAGCGAUGGCGUGUCUGAAGCCAGCUGCGUGUGUCCCAAACACUGUGAAGAAGGAACGGAAACCGAGGAGAUAUGUGGCAGCGACAACAAGACGUACAGCAGCAUCUGUUCCCUGCGCGACAUCGCCUGCCGCGAGCGGCGCCAUCUGUUCGUCAAGCACAUGGGGACUUGCGAAUCAUGCGCCUCAAUCACCUGCCCAGCCGGCACUUGGUGCGCACGCGGCGCAUGCUCCUGCUCCAACCCGUGCGCAGACGCAGCACGGGAACCCGUCUGUGCCAGCUCCCACCAGACGUACCAGCACGAGUGUGCGCUGCGUCGCGCCGCGUGCGAGGCGCGCAUGCGGGGCGAGCCACCGCUCACUGUCGCGUAUUAUGGAGAGUGUAGCGAGGACCGAGAGGGUAAUGGGACUGCCCCCAACAAACCAAAACCGGACCUCACAAACGACAUAACAGACGAGACCGAAUCCUCAAGCGAGCCGGGCAGCGCAGUAUGCGCGCGCGUGCAAUGCGCAUUCGAGGCUACAUGCGCAGUCGAUGCGCACGGCCAACCACGAUGCGCUUGCCUCUUCGACUGCGCAGCGGCGGCGGCGGGCGCGCCGGUCUGCGCUUCCGACAUGAGACUGUAUCCCACGCUGUGUCAUAUGAAGUUGGAGGCUUGUAGACGGCAGGAGGACUUGAGGUUGAGACCGCUGGCGUUGUGUCGCGGUUUGGAGUUCCGUCCAUGUGGUGAAGACGAGCCCCUGACAGACGAGACGGGCCACAUGCUGGACUGCGGCGGCGGCCCGCACAGGAAGGACUGUCCCGCCGGCAGCUACUGUCAUCACACCAACAAGGCGGCCCGGUGUUGUAGGAAGGACAAAGGCACAUCCGAAAAGAAGAGCUGCCAAGACUCCUGGCACGGUUGCUGCGCGGACGGCGUCACCCCAGCCCGGGGGCCGGGCGGGGCCGGCUGCCCCUCACAAUGUGGCUGCCACCGCCUGGGCUCGCUAGCGGAGACGUGUGACGAGGCGGGUGCUUGUGCCUGCCGCGCCGGCGUGGGCGGGGUGAAGUGCGACCGCUGCGAGCCCGGUUAUUGGGGGUUACCGAGGAUAGGGACGAGGCAUGCUGGGUGUAUACCAUGCGGCUGCUCAGCCUUCGGGUCAGUAAGAGAGGACUGCGAGCAGAUGACGGGCCGCUGCGUGUGCAAGCCCGGCAUCCAGGGGCAGAAGUGCACCGUGUGCUCCAACCACGAACACACGCUUGGACCUAACGGCUGUUAUGAUCCGGAAUCAACGCAGCUACCGGCGACAAACUGCGACAACAUGGCGUGUUACUUCGGCGCUUACUGCCUCGUCCGCAGCGGCAUGGCUACCUGCGAGUGCGGGCCGGCCGACUGUCCCGACACCACCCCUGUCUCCGUCUGCGGCAGCGACGGACGCACCUACCUCUCCGCCUGCCACCUCCGAGCUCACGCCUGUAGGACCCAGUCGGAUAUUGUAGUCCAGGCGUUCGGACCCUGCGGCGCCGAGACCCCGCAAGUCAGGCGAGAGGAUGUUAUAGCUGACGCUCAGAUUGCGAGCACUGAAAGGGUUGAGACGCAGACGACUUGCGAAGUGAGGUUGAACACCACCACUACGAAGAAGAAGGUAGAAGUUACUACUAUUGGCAACGAGGUGAUGGUUGACGAGAGUGACUACUCCUCUUGGGAGGAUUAUUUGGACGAAAAGGACGAAGACAAUGAAAUGUACAGAGUUCCUUUAUUCGACGGCCGUGCCGGGAUGGUAGCCCGGGCUAGGCUACCUGCCAAGCAUUUUGAUAUAUUCGCUGAAGUGUCAACUGUUUGCGGAGAAGGGGCAGUACUGAGCGCUUCUGGCCCUAGAGACUACCUUUGGUUUGGGUUGAUAGAUGACAACAUCGUGCUGCGCUGGGACGCUGGCAGUGGACCCUUGGACCUGCGAGCCGGGAAGGUCCGCACUGACGGUCGCACGAGGAUAUCCAUCCGGAGGUACAGGAAGGAUGCUGUAUUGAAGCUGGAGUCGUCCACUCUGACUGGGUCUUCUCCGGGACGCAUGAGCUCGCUAGAUCUUGACCCUUUCAUUUACGUCGGCCAUCCACCGGAUAACGCUACAAGAUGGAACGGCACCGGCUCGCUGAGCGGGUUCGUGGGCUGCGUGCACCGGCUGCGGGUGAGCGGGCGUGACGUCAUCCCCCCCUCCCGCGGCCUGCCCCUCACGGCCCACGGCCUGCGCCCCUGCACGCCCCACAACCUGGCCAGGUUGGUCUGCCCUUGAUGACGUCAUUGAUAUAGCUUGUAAUAAAUUGUGAUUUGGAAGGUUUUUUUCAUAAUUAAUGAUGGGAUGGGCCGCCGCUAUGCUACCUGAUACAUCAUUGGAGCUAUUUAUUAUUGGGUGGAUAAAAGGUUGUAUGUUUUCCUCGUACCCGCUUAGAUUCUUUGAACGUUAGAGAUACAGAUUACAUUAUCGAUUCAGAUAAUUUGCACAGUUGAUUAGCGCUGCUGAACUAUCGAAUUAAUAAAAUUAUCUAUAAUAAAGAUUUUCUUUGCGCAUAAUUAGAAUCAACUGAGUUAGAGUUUGAUAAUGUCACCAUUGCUAAGUAAUAAAAGAUGGUAGUUUUUUUCCGUAUACUAAAAAGACGUAACACAUAGGUCUGUACGUGUCUGAAAUUGUAAAAUUACAAAGUUAACACUAAGUAAGUAUCUAGGUACAUACAGUUCUCCCAUAUUAAUAAUGCGCAUG
Plutella xylostella (diamondback moth) is the source of this 4052-nucleotide messenger RNA. RefSeq names its product agrin. Gene Ontology annotation, cellular component: extracellular region. Gene Ontology annotation, biological process: multicellular organism development; cell differentiation. Lineage: Eukaryota; Metazoa; Arthropoda; Insecta; Lepidoptera; Plutellidae. The record is from RefSeq and is a predicted model, not a curated record. Gene Ontology annotation, molecular function: protein binding.